AUGAGCCGGUUAGGGUUCAAAUCGGUGGUCUAUCAUGGCGACGUGCGUCUUGGGGAACUCGACGCUAUUCCGGCGACGGACCAGGAUUUUCAGUUUCCGAACAACGAGAUUAGAAUCCACCGCAUAUCGCCGCCCAGUGAGAGAUGCCCUCCCCUUUCAGUUCUUCAGACAAUUUCUUCAUUUUCUCUCAGGUGUAAGCUCCAAUCUUCCUUACCUGUUGAACAACCUCACUUGAUCCAGCUUCAUUACUCCUGCUUCCAUGAAUUGAAGACAGCAAUUGUGAUGGUUGGGGACGAAGAAAUUCACCUGGUUGCAAUGCCGAGCAAGCAGAAGAAUUUUCCGUGCUUUUGGUGUUUUGCGGUGCCCAGUGGUCUAUAUGUAUCCUGUUUAGGAAUGCUAAAUCUCAGGUGUCUUGCGAUUGUUUUUGAUCUAGACGAAACGCUUAUUGUAGCAAACACUAUGAAAUCUUUUGAAGAUAGAAUUGAAGCUCUUCGAGUUUGGCUCACGCGGGAAACAGAUCCAUUGCGUGUAUCUGGAAUGUCAGCUGAACUCAGGCGGUACCUGGAAGAUCGUUUGCUGCUAAAACAGUAUAUUGAGAACGACACUGUAAAUGAUAAUGGGAGGAUUUAUAAGGUGCAGCUGGAGGAGGUUCCUCCCCUAAACGGGACCUGCGAGAAAGUAGUUCGUCCUAUAAUUAGAUUGCUGGACAAGAAUAUUGUUCUUACUCGCAUCAAUCCAGAGAUUCGUGAUACCAGUGUUCUUGUGAGGUUACGGCCUGCAUGGGAAGACUUAAGAAGCUAUUUGACUGCUAGGGGUCGUAAGCGUUUUGAAGUUUAUGUAUGUACCAUGGCUGAAAGAGAUUAUGCAUUAGAAAUGUGGAGGCUUCUUGAUCCAGAAGCACACCUGAUUGCAACAAAGCAGCUUCUUGACCGUGUUGUUUGUGUCAAAUCAGGUUCUAAGAAAUCUUUGCUGAAUGUUUUCCAAUCCGGUACAUGUCAUCCAAAGAUGGCAAUGGUUAUUGAUGACCGUUCAAAGGUUUGGGAAGACAAAGACCAACCACGUGUACAUGUAGUUCCAGCAUUUACUCCUUACUAUGCUCCUCAAGCAGAGAUAGCAAACGUGGUCCCUGUCCUCUGCGUGGCAAGGAAUGUCGCGUGUAAUGUCAGGGGUUGUUACUUCAAAGAAUUCGAUGAGAGUUUGUUGCGACGGAUUCUUGAAAUUUCAUAUGAAGAUGAUGUCAUUGAUCUACCUCCUGCUCUUGAUGUGAGCAGUUAUAUGAUGUCAGAGGAAGCUGGUUUUGUAUCCAAUGAGAUUGUGAAUGCUCCAGUUGGUGAAGGAAUGAAUGGUGUUGAAGUGGAAAGGAGAUUGAAUCAGCCGGAUGAUAAGCAUGUAAUAGACAUGGCUAAUAAUCCUAUUACAAGCCAUACAGUUGUAAGAGCAGAUACUUCUCAGUUGCUUACUCCAAAUCCAAAUGUUGUUGGACCAAAAUCUUCAAGACCUCUACUGCCUUCUCAAAAGCCUGGGUUGCUUGGAGCCCCUGUCAGACGAGAUCUCUCUUCUGAUUGUGAUUAUGACAUGAAGAGAGGACUCCUUGCUACGAAACCUGGUAUUGAUCUUCGGGCUCCGCACUUUGGUGAACCCCCUAUACUCCCCAGAAUGCCCGUACAACUAUCAGCAUCCGGAUUACAGGUGCAAGGAAAUUCAUUCGUGGAUGAUGACUCUAGUAAAGGACAUCACAAUAGUCGAUCUUCAGGAUUUAUUCAAGAAUCUGAAGCUUCAAAAGCUGAUAAACAUCGGUCUCAUCAGAUCCCAUUCAGCAAUAAUCCACAAGGAAUUGCUAUAUCUCAAAAUCGAGCAUCUAGCAAUAACAAAGAAUCUCAACAACCUGAAGCAGGGAAAGUUACUAUACCUCCGCCCUCUUUAUACAUUGGAGUUCUACAAGAAAUUGGUCGUAGAUGCGGCUCAAAGGUGGAGUUCAAAACUGUUGUCAGUACCAGCAAGGAUUUGCAAUUUUCAUUUGAGGUUUUGUUUACUGGCGAGAAGAUUGGUGUUGGAUUGGGUAAGACGAGGAAAGAUGCUCUACAACAAGCUGCGGAGAAUGCACUUCACAAUUUAGCAGAUAAGUAUGCUGCACAUAUGAAGCCUCUUUUGGGACCUGGAGUAGACGCAGAUCUCGACAAGCUUUCAAUUGGAGGCGAAAAUGGAUUCUUAUGGGACAAUGUAGCUCCAGAAGUUAAGAAAGAAAACAAGUGGGAGGCUUCUGAUGAACCUGAGACUACUAACUCUGUUUCGGCAAAUCAACAGAAUGUUCAGAAGCGCCAGUGUUCCCCGAGAUCAUUUCCCAGUAAACGAUCAAAGGAGGAGGAGGAGGAGGAGGAGGAGGAGGAGGAAGAAGAAGAAGAAGAGGAAGAAGAAGUAGGAUCUUUGAGGCAGAAGAAUGGGAAUUCCAUUACUUGAACUGAAUAAAACACCCAAACCCCACACACGUAAUGUUCAUUUUUGGAGACAGAUUUUGUUUUGUAACCCAGGCCCCUCCCACCCUACAAUGUACACUGCAACCGGAGCUUUCUUUGCCUCCCAACGGCCUUGAGGAAAUUUGAUGAUGGAUUGGAGCAAUAUGAAAAGAAAUAUGAUCCAACAAAACAAUACAGGUUUGAAAGCGGGUCAACUGCCAAAGUCGGACCGGAUCUAAUGCUGAAAGGAAGAGGA
Messenger RNA from Cucurbita pepo subsp. pepo (vegetable marrow), 2709 nucleotides. Lineage: Eukaryota; Viridiplantae; Streptophyta; Magnoliopsida; Cucurbitales; Cucurbitaceae. The record is from RefSeq and is a predicted model, not a curated record.